AUGACGGAAACAAUCUGUUUUCUCCUAUUUGCUGUUCUCUACAUAGUUUCCUACUUCAUAAUCACAAGAUACAAAAGGAAAGCAGAUGAGCAAGAGGAUGAAGAUGCCAUCGUUAACAGAAUAUCGCUGUUCUUGAGCACCUUCACUCUAGCAGUUUCAGCUGGUGCAGUCCUGCUUCUGCCUUUCUCAAUAAUCAGCAAUGAGAUCCUGCUUUCUUUUCCACAAAACUACUAUAUUCAGUGGUUAAAUGGCUCACUAAUUCAUGGUUUAUGGAAUCUUGCUUCUCUCUUUUCAAAUUUAUGUUUAUUUGUGUUGAUGCCCUUUGCCUUUUUCUUCCUGGAAUCAGAAGGAUUUGCUGGCUUAAAAAAGGGCAUCAGAGCGCGCAUUUUGGAAACACUUGUAAUGCUUAUUCUUCUUGCACUGCUUAUCCUUGGCAUCGUAUGGGUGGCUUCAGCACUCAUAGACAAUGAUGCUGCCAGUAUGGAGUCUUUGUAUGACCUCUGGGAAUUCUACCUCCCGUAUUUAUAUUCCUGUAUAUCACUGAUGGGAUGCUUGUUACUUCUGUUAUGCACGCCAGUGGGACUUUCACGGAUGUUUACAGUAAUGGGUCAGUUGCUGGUGAAGCCAACAAUCCUUGAAGACCUAGAUGAGCAGAUGUAUAUCAUCACUUUAGAGGAAGAAGCAAUUCAGAGGAGGCUUAAUGGUGUAUCUUCCAUGGUGGAAUACCAGACAGUAGAGUUGGAACGGGAGCUUGAAAAAGUGAAAAGCAAGAAGACGAAUCUAGAACGGCGGAAAAAAGCUUCUGCUUGGGAACGGAAUUUAGUCUAUCCAGCUGUUAUGAUAUUGCUGCUGAUCGAGACAUCCAUCUCAGUCCUCUUAGUUGCUCUCAACAUUCUUUACCUGUUGGUUGAUGAGACUGCAAUGCCAAAGGGAUCAGGGGGACCUGGCAUAGGAAAUGCCUCCCUAUCCACCUUUGGUUUUGUGGGAGCAGCACUUGAAAUCAUUUUGAUUUUCUAUCUUAUGGUAUCCUCUGUCGUCGGCUUCUACAGUCUUCGUUUUUUUGAAAAUUUCACUCCCAGGAAGGAUGACACAACUAUGACAAAGAUCAUUGGAAACUGUGUCUCAAUCUUGGUGCUAAGCUCUGCGUUGCCAGUGAUGUCAAGGACACUGGGAAUCACCAGAUUUGAUCUUCUUGGAGACUUCGGAAGGUUUAACUGGCUGGGAAACUUCUAUAUUGUAUUAUCUUACAACUUGCUCUUUGCUAUCAUGACAACAUUAUGUCUGGUCAGAAAGUUCACUUCCGCUGUGCGAGAAGAGCUCCUGAAGGCAUUAGGAUUAGAUAAACUUCAUCUGUCAAACAAUCCAAGAGACUCGGAGACAAAGCCGUCUGCAAAUGGGCAUCAGAAAACACUGUGAUAAACAAUCACCUGCA
Molecule: messenger RNA, 1432 nt
Organism: Charadrius vociferus (killdeer)
Lineage: Eukaryota; Metazoa; Chordata; Aves; Charadriiformes; Charadriidae
Gene: LMBR1
Product: limb development membrane protein 1
Exons: 17
Coding region: 1-1416 (471 amino acids)
Biological process (GO): signal transduction
Molecular function (GO): transmembrane signaling receptor activity
Source: RefSeq, a predicted model, not a curated record